Aspergillus alliaceus is the source of this 543-nucleotide messenger RNA. RefSeq lists its product as uncharacterized. The annotation marks the transcript as partial. NCBI's taxonomy places the organism in Eukaryota, Fungi, Ascomycota, Eurotiomycetes, Eurotiales, Aspergillaceae. The record is from RefSeq and is a predicted model, not a curated record. The transcript has a single exon.
CUCUUCUCCUCUUCCACAUCACAAAGACAAUGGAUUCAACCGCAGAAGUUGGCCCGCUGACCUCCACCUACCUCUUCAGCGCGACCGUGAAGCUGGGCAAAGCCCUCACCCCCAUUCCACUCCUAGGGGGCGGCAAACGCAUCGUCGAGCCCAUCAUCGGGGGCACCAUCUACGGUCCCGGAUUUAAUGCUACCAUCGAUGGUGGAGUAGCUGCUCCGAUCGUCGUCAACAAUGACGGUACCACCACUCAGAUCCCCUUCAUCUAUGCGUACGGACAUGCGAGCGAUGGAUCUCCCUUCUAUAUCGAGGAGACGGGAAUCGGUUCCCCUGCGACCCAGAAUACCCGUCUUAUUAUCCAAGUCAGUGGGAAGUAUGAAGGGCUGCAGAAGCUUUACAUCCUUGGGCAGCCGAGUGUGAACGAAGAGAGGACGGUAGGGCAGGUGGAAUGCUGGAGCGUGCCUUUGCCUUAGGGCUUCUAAAUACUAUAUGUCUAAUGACUGGGACUUUUUCUGAAAUUGCGUCCGGAUGUCCGCGAGCAAUGGC